Messenger RNA from Cadophora gregata, 2035 nucleotides. RefSeq lists its product as uncharacterized. The record is from RefSeq and is a predicted model, not a curated record. Gene Ontology annotation, biological process: transmembrane transport. NCBI's taxonomy places the organism in Eukaryota, Fungi, Ascomycota, Leotiomycetes, Helotiales, Ploettnerulaceae. The coding region runs from base 386 to 2035 and encodes 549 amino acids. The transcript is spliced from 3 exons. Gene Ontology annotation, molecular function: transmembrane transporter activity.
CUCCGUUUCACUAGCCAUGGAAAUGCAAAGUUGACCUCGCAUCCCUCAUCCGGAGUUCGGGUCAAUGCUUGCAAUGGAACUUGUACCUUUCUCCGUACUACUCGUCUGAAUUGAACAAACCAAACAGACACCAUCUCCUGCGGGGGGUUUUGUGAUGAACUCUAAUGUUGAAGUAUACAGACGUGACAGGUUCGCAGUAGAGAAAGAAGUUUAAACCAUUUGACAUCAGUGUAUCAGCCACCAACGUUCCGCGUCUUGGGUAAGACAAGCUCUUUAAGCUUCGAGCUCCAAGAUUUCCCAAGGAAAUAUAAAAGUCUUAUACUGAGCUUGUCGCCAUGCUGUUUGCGCCUUCUCCAAGAUCCGAAAUUCCUGCGAAUGCUGCGAUAUGACGAUGCGGAACGACGAAGAGAUGGCCAGAAAAUCUGACGUUUCCGCUUCCUACGCGGAAUGGUCGCCUAGGAGGGCCAAAUACGAGUCUUGCGACUUUUCUGGUAGUGUCUUCAUUAUCUCGUCGGAUGGGAAGGUCCUCAAGCUGCCCAUCCCCACCAAGUCGGCGCAAGAUCCACUGAACUGGUCGAAAUGGAAGCAAGCACGAGCUUUCUUGGCGCUCUACGUCUUCUCUAUCUCUGCGGAGUCGUUGACACAAGGUGCAAGUUUCUUGGUCGAAGAGUUCAGGAAUGAGUUUGCUCUGCAAGAUAAAAGUCUAAUUAGCCCUGACAGCGCUGUCUCAAUGCCAAAGCUGUUCAUGGGACUCGGGGCGCUGAUUUGGAUUCCCUUAUCCUUAGCAGUUGGACGAAGACCCGUAUUCAUCUUGUGUACUCUCGUAUUAUUCCUUUCAUCUCUGCUUGCUGGGUUUGCUACAAAUUUUGGCGAGGUUCUAGCAGCUGCUUGUUUCAUUGGAUUAGCCCAAGGUCUCACUUCGAGUAUGGCUCUCUUGAUGGUUAUAGACCUCACCUUCAUACACCACCGGCCACAAGCAAUUGCCAUGCUAUUCUGCCUUGUCGGGUUCUUCACUGCGCUACUACUAGGACUUAUCCCUCUUUUCAUCACCCAGAAAGCCACAUGGCGAUUAUUCUACCACUCUUGGUCUAUUCCAUCUCUCCUGUCUGUUAUCCUAGCUUUCUUCUUCUACCCAGAAACAUACUUCAUCCGCCCACCCGUCGCAUUCAACGGACGCAUACUCAUGCAAAGCGCCACGGAGAAAGUUCAAGUCUACGAAGACUGGGAGGAGAUCCCAGGCGGCAAAGCACUCCCAGACACACCAAGUCGAUUCCCCUGGGCUCGCAAUCUAAAGAUCUGGGGCCUCACACGAGGGGGAUGGAAAGCAAUGCGAGCAUGCUAUGCACAAGUCCUAGGAUGUCUCUUGAACCCUCUGAUAUUCUGGGUCGCUAUUCUCAACGCCCUCGUCUCCGCCAGCAACCUCUCAAUCAGACAAACAUACAGCGACAUCUUAUUACAACCACGCUUCCAGCUCACUCUAGAAGCUUGCUCGUACAUCCACUUCUCCGGCGCGGCCGGAUGUCUCAUUGCGCUGCCAGUGUCAGGGUUCCUGGUCUCAUGCGUAAUCUGCCGACUCGCAAAACGCAACCUAGGUGUCCGCGAUGCAGAGCACUACCUCCCCGCCUUCGUCCUCCCCAUCUUCACAGGCACGCUCAACAUCAUCAUCUACGGACUUGCAGUGGGGCGGCACUGGCAUCAUAUGUGGAUCUACAUCGCGUAUGGGCUCAACUACUUCACGGUUGUCAGCUUGGCUACUGCCAAUACGCUUUGGGUUACGGAGGCGUUCCCUCGAUGGGCGGCGCCAGCGUUGGUUGUGCUUAGUAGUUUUGCGAAUUUGGCGAGCUUCGGGGUGGGGUUUGGGAUCAUGCCGUGGAUUAGGUCGCAGGGACAUGCGAAUGCGGAUAUGGAGAUUGGGAUUUUGAUUGCGGUUGUGGGGUGUGUGGCGAUUCCGAUUGCGUUUUGGGGGAAGACGAUGAGGCAGCAGAUUCAUAAGAGGUGGGGGAUGAGUGAGAAGGGUGCUUUGAGGCCGCAGUGA